This is a messenger RNA of Gossypium raimondii (Peruvian cotton), 1136 nucleotides long. Its product is annotated as laccase-14. NCBI's taxonomy places the organism in Eukaryota, Viridiplantae, Streptophyta, Magnoliopsida, Malvales, Malvaceae. The record is from RefSeq and is a predicted model, not a curated record. The transcript is spliced from 5 exons. Gene Ontology annotation, molecular function: copper ion binding; oxidoreductase activity. The coding region runs from base 90 to 977 and encodes 295 amino acids.
UAAGAAAUGGAUGAAAACCAAAAACAUUACAUAAAGGAAGGGGAGAACUGAAGAACACAUAUACAUAGAACCAAAAACAAAAAGAUCACAUGGGUUCUGAAAAGCAAGGGUUUAUAUGGUUAUCAGGGCUUUUGUUUCUGAAUAUCUUUGUCUUAUCCACAGCCGAUGUCCACUAUUACGAGUUUUCUUUGCAAGAAUCCCCGUUCACAAAGCUGUGUAGCACGAAGAUCAUCUUGACCCUCAAUGGCAGCUUUCCAGGGCCUGAGAUUCGGGUUCGCAGAGGGGACACAGUUUUUGUCAACGUCCACAAUCAAGGAAACCAUGCUGUAUCCCUCAAGUGGGAGGGAGUUAAGGGUUCAAUUGAUGGUUCGAAUGAGUUGAUUCAGCCAGGGAGAAACUUCACUUACAAGAUAGAGUUAAAGGAUGAAAUAGGAACUCUGAGGUGGCACGCUACCAGUGCUUGGGCUGCUGCAACCGUCCAUGGUGCCUUUGUCAUUUUGCCAGUAGCCACUGAAGACUAUCCUUUCCCUGCACCUACUUCUGAUCAAACAAUUAUACUUGGGGAAUGGUUCAGGGAAGAGUUAACGGAAGCUAAUCAAACCAUAACUCCUGGCUCAGCAGAUGCUUACACUAUCAAUGGCCACCCCGGAGAAACAUAUGGAUGCAGCAACGAUACAACUUUUGAGAUGCAAGUAGAUUACGAGGGCCUUUACCUUGUUGGCGUAAUAAAUGCUGUUGCCAAUGAAACAAUGGUGUUUGACAUCGAAAACCACAGAUUGACCAUUGUCGGACAAAAUGGGACCUAUACCAAUCGUUCCUUUACAAAUUCUUUAACCCUAGCCCCAGGCCAAGUUAUUGACGUCUUGUUGCUUCCAAACCAAAAUGUUGGCCAUUAUUACAUCACUGCUCGAUCUUCCUCCGGCACACAUAUUACCAAUGGAAUUCUGCGAUAUACCACCACUACCACUAGUUUUUAAUAUGGGUAAAUAGUUUCCGUUGCUAAGAAAUAAUAAUAAGGUUAAUGUUGAAAUAAGAGAUUAAAUAUAAUGUGUGUAUGUUGGUUUAUAAUUUGUUGUGAUCGUUGUUUGAACGAUGUGUUUUGAAUGUUGUAAUGGGAAGAUGUUCUUUAACUAAAA